UUGACGAAAAAAAAUUCAUACACAAAAAAAACGAGCCCGUCUCUGUUUUCUCCGCACUUCGCGCAUAUCCCAGAUUCCGGCUACAGAGGAUCUCGUCUUCUUCUUGUUCUGUCUCCAUGAACUGUGUGGUGGCAGAGGACGAACUGUCCUCUCCUUAUAUUGUUCUCUUCAAAUCGCUGUCUCUCAUCCCCAUCUCUCACUAUCUCAUCUGGGUUCUCCUCAUAAUCCUCGUUUUCUUCUACAAUUUCCUCGAGUUUCAUCUUCUCCAUGAUUUACUCGUCAAUGGCCUCAGAGGCGAUCCUGUGACUCUCACCUACAAUGGGGGCUCCGAGUUCUGCCAAUUCGUGGUAUCCAAGUGCGGUCUUCUUCGCGGGCGGUACUCACCUACGCCAUGGCUUUCAGGCCCUCAUCUUCAAACAGUUUUUCUUAGCAUUUUUGGGAACGCUCCUCGGUUCUGCUACAAGCGACACCUCUUUAAGACAACAGAUGGUGGCACAAUCGCGUUGGAUUGGUUGAUGCAUUCUGAUGUUAUGCAAGGUACUUCUCAUGUCAGUGCUAGUAGUCAAGGAAAUGAUAGGACUCCAAUUGCUAUAGUGGUUCCAGGGUUGACAAGUGAUUCUACCGCUGCUUAUAUUAAGCAUUUGGCCUUUAGGCUGGCAAGGGAAGGAUGGAACGUCGUCGUGAGCAACCACCGUGGACUGGGAGGCAUAUCGAUUACUUCUGAUUUCUUCUACAAUGCUGGGUGGACGGAAGAUAUUCGCAGAGCAAUUGAUCACAUCCAUUCUCAGUUCCCGGAGGCACCUUUGUUUGCUGUUGGAACAAGCAUCGGAGCCAAUGUUUUGGUGAAAUAUCUUGGUGAAGAUGGACCUACAACACCACUGGUUGGAGCUACAGCUGUGUGCUCUCCCUGGGAUCUUCUGAUAUGUGACCGAUUUAUCAACCGCAGACCCGUGCAAAAGUUUUACGACAGAGUGCUUACGAUUGGUCUACAAGGUUACGCACAAUUGCACCAGACCGUUAUUUCACGUCUGGCAGAUUGGGAAGGGAUAAAGAAGUCAAUGUCAGUUCGAGAAUUCGACAACUAUGCCACCAGACUCGUGGGGAAGUUCGAGACUGUGGAUACGUAUUAUAGACGUUCGAGCAGUGCACAAUUCGUCGGAAAUGUUGCAGUUCCUCUCCUCUGUAUUAGUGCUUUAGAUGAUCCGGUUUGUACAAGCGAAGCUAUUCCAUGGGACGAAUGUAGGGCUAACGAAAACAUCGUUCUGGCUACCACAAAGCAUGGAGGUCAUCUUGGUUACUACGAAGGAAUGACCGCAACAAGCAUGUGGUGGGUUAGGGCUGUGCAAGAAUACUUCAGUGUUUUACUCUCUAGCAAAUUCGCAGACCGAACACUAAAGGUUCCUGCUCCAGCUACUUUGAAUCCGUUGGAAUCUUCGAUAGAUCACGGGCCGUAUCUAAAUGUCACGGAAGAGGGGAUGGUGAUGGCCGCAGCUGAAAUCCAGACAACAACUCAAGCAGAUGCUUCGAAUGGAAAGGAAGAGACCGAGACAGCUCUUGCAGAAGUAGGAGAAACUCGUUUGGAGCACGAAAAGACUGACGCAGCGAGAGAGAAGACAGACCCGCAUAAGAACAGUUCUCAGCUCUCGGAUCAAGCUCUUAACGACUUGCUCGCCCCCUUGAAAAAACGAGUGGAUCAGCUCUCGAGAGGCAGUCGGAAAUCGAUCUGGCUAUUAGCUUACAUCGCCAUAGUCACGACGUGGCCGCUCCUCGGUCCUGCGCUGCUUUUGUCGAUCAAGAAACGGUUCAGAAACCUCGUACCCAUGGCCUAUCUGAAGAAGUAGAAACAUUGUUGGGUAAACAUCCUUAGAGUUGUCUUGUGCCAUUGAUACAUGUAUUCAUUUGUAAACUAUCAGAUGAAUAAUGUCGCAAAAACUCAAAUAAUACACUAACCUCUAUAUGAAAUUGAACAAGUAAUGCGAAUUUGUGCAUUCUUUAGA
This is a messenger RNA of Tarenaya hassleriana, 1997 nucleotides long. RefSeq names its product phospholipase ABHD3. The record is from RefSeq and is a predicted model, not a curated record. Lineage: Eukaryota; Viridiplantae; Streptophyta; Magnoliopsida; Brassicales; Cleomaceae. The transcript has 14 exons. Bases 117 to 1841 code for a protein of 574 amino acids. Gene Ontology annotation, molecular function: monoacylglycerol lipase activity; short-chain carboxylesterase activity.